Limulus polyphemus (Atlantic horseshoe crab) is the source of this 1566-nucleotide messenger RNA. Its product is annotated as FMRFamide receptor-like. Gene Ontology annotation, molecular function: G protein-coupled peptide receptor activity. Gene Ontology annotation, cellular component: membrane. The transcript has a single exon. Bases 55 to 1566 code for a protein of 503 amino acids. Lineage: Eukaryota; Metazoa; Arthropoda; Merostomata; Xiphosura; Limulidae. Gene Ontology annotation, biological process: G protein-coupled receptor signaling pathway. The record is from RefSeq and is a predicted model, not a curated record.
AUAAUGACAAUUUCGGAUUAGAUUUAUGCUAAGAGUCUAACAUUACAAUCACCAAUGGCAGGACUCGAACUUUUUUACGAUACUUGGGGCUGUAACGCUACCGUCAAAUCCUUGGACUUGUCCUCGUCGCCACCAGGAGAUUGCGACUUCUUUCUUUGGCCCACUAUUGAACCGUUGUUCAGGUUGGAAAACGAUACUGAAACCAAAAUGGCAGAUCCCAAUCUUAUUUACUUACGGUUCCGUGACUUAAGUCGGUUUUGGAUCCAGAGAGUACUGGUGCCAAUCAUCUCUUUCGUCGGUGUUGUAGGGAAUCUGGUGACCAUUGUUAUCUUGACCCGGCGACAGAUGAGUUCGUCCACCAACAACUACCUUGCUGGACUGGCUAUUUUUGACAUGUUGUACUUGCUAUGUAUAUUCAUUUUGUCCAUUGCUCACUACCCUGGCUUGACCGAUCCCCACCACAUCAAUUAUUGGAGACUCUGGCCAUACGCUUUGCUGCUGACCGACGCUUCUAGCAACACAUCUGUGUGGCUAACUGUAUCGUUCACGGUCGAGAGGUACAUCGCCGUGUGUCAUCCAAUCAAAGGAAAGGUGUAUUGUACUGAAUCACGCGCUAAAAAAGUGGUCAUUAUCGUAGCCUUUAUUUGCUGCUGCUUGACGCUCCCAACUCUGUUUGAAUGGACUGUGAUAGAAGUCAUUGACCCACUGACCAAUAAGACCUUGGUGCAGCCAACUUUUUCCGAAUUCGGAAUGAACGUGCUUUAUAAAAACAUAUACUACUGGCUUUGUGUGUUUUUAUUUGUCUUUAUACCUCUGGUUCUACUGACCAUUUUCAACUCCUUCUUGGUCAGAUCCAUACACGCGUCCAGUGCCCAGCGCCAUACGAUGACCAGACGUCGAGACACUCGAGAUUCUUCGCGGCAAGAAAGGAAGAUCACCGUCAUGUUGAUUGCUGUUGUGGUACUGUUCAUGAUCUGUCAACUGCCCACAGCUGUCCUCCUGGUCUACACAACCUUUCACCCACAGAACGCCAUCACUCGUGGGUUAGGAAACAUAUUCAACUUCCUGAUGGCCAUCAAUGCCGCUGGGAACUUCGUCCUAUACUGUCUUCUCAGCCAAAAAUAUCGACGUACUUUUUUGCACAUAUUUUGUCCCUGUCUCAAGAUCAGGCUGGUACGGCUGCAUCUGGAUUUUCAGACUACCAGCUACACCAACGUUGACGACAGUUCUAGCGUGUCCAGGAAUGCCACUGUGUUCAUGUCCACUCGUGGCUUGACCAACAUUCGCAAAGGUUACUGUGGUCGACAUAAAAAUCCUCGCAGGGCUCGAAGUGAUCUUGAAAACCAGGACUCGAGAAGUUCGCGUGACAGUGGAAAAGGAAACAUUCGUGGAUUCAUGAAGUUUUUUCCAUUUUUUCGCCAAAAUUGGAACGAUGCGUCCGGGAACAAUAAAGCUUCCCCCAAAGAACUCGAAGAGCAGUGCAUUCCCCUCAAAAAAGGAAAACACACCAUUUGCUUGACCAAACCAGAUGGAAUUGGAAGUCACUGCUUACACUCUACAGUCUAG